Messenger RNA from Rhagoletis pomonella (apple maggot), 1826 nucleotides. RefSeq lists its product as uncharacterized. The transcript has 2 exons. NCBI's taxonomy places the organism in Eukaryota, Metazoa, Arthropoda, Insecta, Diptera, Tephritidae. The record is from RefSeq and is a predicted model, not a curated record. The coding region runs from base 483 to 941 and encodes 152 amino acids. Gene Ontology annotation, molecular function: nucleic acid binding. Gene Ontology annotation, biological process: DNA integration.
GGAGCUCAAAAAAAAUAAAAUAAAAAAGAACAAAGCUUAUAGUUGCCUGCGCGGUCGGUAGCAAUACAAAGUCGUCUUCCUUAAUUUAUAUACACAUAAACAAACACACAAACAAGUAUACUGAAAACCAACAAUAAACAGAAAGCAAGCAAAUACAAACGGUGCAGUGCAAAUAGACUGCAGUGACAGUGGGCCGUGAUGCAUAAAGUACAAUUAAAAAAAAAUAAAAAAUACAAAUAUACAUAUAUUUCACAUAAAAAAGAAAAAGACAUACUUACCGUUUAAGUGCUGCUAUCAACGUAUCUUGAAUCCUGCAUCCUAUAGACUCACCUGUGGAACCUUAUUCCGAAACGGCUGCCUAAUUGUCGUUGUGAAUUUCUGCUGUGGACUUAACCUGACCGCUACACCGUUGGACAUCGCGGGAAUGAACUGCAACUGUAUUGUCUGCAAGAGGGAAGUGAAGGCUGGAAACAAACGGGUCCAUGAUAAACAGGUUCAUUGGACGCCGGGGGAUACCAGCCACGAUACAUUGGGACAACGCGACGAACUUCGUCGGAGCGGAGAGGAAGCUGAGGGAGCUGCGGGAGGCCUUUCUGAAGCAGAAGCCGGAGAUUCUCCAGUUCGCCGCCGACGAAGGGUUCACGUUCGCCUUCAUACCUCCGAGGGCGCCCCACUUCGGCGGGCUGUGGGAGGCAGCAGUGAAAUCAGCGAAACACUUACUGGUGCGCGCCGCAGGCAACGCGCUGCUAACCGGCGAAGAAGCCGCAACCCUGCUCGUCGAAAUCGGGGCAGUGCUCAAUUCGCGACCGCUCGCACCGCUCAGCAGCAGCCCCAACGAUGGCGAGGCGCUAACGCCGGCGCACUUAUAUAUCGGAUGCCAGCUGCGAGCCUUGCCUCCGGAGAAAGUGCCCGACAGCCCCAACCGCUGCUUAGAGAGAUAGCAGCUUGUUUGCUUUCUCAAGCAACAAUAUUGGCGCGCGUGGUCGAAGAACUACCUUAUGGAGCUCCAGCAGCGCAACAAGUGGGCGAAACUGCAGCCCAACGUCGAGCCAAGCCAACUUGCCGUCGACCACGAGGACAACCUGCCACCGCAGCAGUGGGUGUUGGGCCGAAUCAUGGCAACAAUACGCGGCGCAGACGCCAAGGUGCGCGUCGCCGACAUCGCAACUAAGUCUGGGAUUAUACGACGCCCCAUUCAUAAACUAGCUGUUUUACCAAUAAACGAAGAUUGAAGGAGAUUAGGUCCCUUCAAGGUGGCCGGUGUUGAAGCAGAUGAGCAGGCAUUUGAAUUUAUGAGUAUAAUAACAAAUGAAAUUUUGAAGUACGCAUACAUUGUUCAAAUUUUUUUAAUUGUCAUAAUGACAUGAAUAUGCAUACUUAAAUCUACAUGCAUUAAUGUAUAUACAAAUUUACCUUUCUGUUCCUUCGUUCACUUACCUCCCUUCUCGUUCAUUUACUUACCCUUUACACUUGUAUACUUACCUUGCGUACUUAUAUUUUCGCUAUAUACUUACCCCUUCAUACUUACCUAUUUACCUACAUAUUACUGUUCUUUCGUUCUCCUCUUCUCCUGAAUAUAAGCCGCUGGCUAAUAAAUAUAUAGAGAGCCGCUAGUUAGUGAUUGCAUGGGUUAAGAAACUGAAAUUGAAUGUCAAAUAAACAUUUGAAUUGUUACAAUAGAAGUGACCGGUCGUGCUCAAUAGUAAUUUAAUACGCUUUGCAGGCAACUACUUAGAUAAGUACGUGCUCAUAAGUAUAAACAACCUAGUCCGUGAAUUAAUAUUCUUCGCGCUCCCGUACAAAAACCAUCAGGGUUUAGAAACUAA